AUGGCUGUUGUAGAAUGCUCAGGACUCAGCAGAGCAAUUACCUGGUUGGCCGUAAGAUCGUUGCAAAUCGUCACCUGUCUCCAACAACAUUUCUCUAAGGAAAGCCUUGGAAAAGCGCUGGAGUGCCUGAAGACGAAUCCACGUCAUUUACUCUUCUACCAUCCAGUAAAAUUCGAACUUCGACAUACAUUCCCAGCAGCGAAAGUCUCGCUUUAUUCAGAGAAAAUCGACGACACAACCUAUUGCUGCGCACAUUCAAAACAUAAUUUGGCAAAGACACUCCCAUUUUCACAUAUGACGGCCAGUACAAAGAAGCCGACUUCCUCCAUGCAUUUGAAGAAUUUCUACAACGACAUGAUCUUUUCGAAAGGGAAUUUCCGAUCAUCGUGGGCGAGGACAAAAAUCACAAAAUCGGUAAGCUUGCUCGCGGCUGAAGUAAUCGAAGAAAUCUCCCAAUUUGAUUUGUGA
Molecule: messenger RNA, 468 nt
Organism: Cooperia oncophora
Lineage: Eukaryota; Metazoa; Nematoda; Chromadorea; Rhabditida; Trichostrongylidae
Source: the annotation of a GenBank genome assembly